AUGAAGGAGUAUGAUUUCUUCCAAAAUCUUGAAAUGCACGUACGCGCCAACUUUCCUCCACUGUGUGGUCGAGAUCACCUCGCAUUCAGAUCUUAUUAUCAUCCUUGCAAGAAUGUGAUUGACGGCGAUCUUUGUGAACAGUUUGGUUUGAUGGACGCGGCUGCUCAGCGAGAAGUCACCGAAGGUCUGGAUCGCACUAUUAGCGAGAUACCUCAGACUCCAGUUAUAUUGCACGAUAUAAAAGGGAGAUCGUGUACUUGCGUUGUAAGAAGUGUUGUUGUUUACUUAAUAUUUCCCUAA
Molecule: messenger RNA, 300 nt
Organism: Angiostrongylus costaricensis
Lineage: Eukaryota; Metazoa; Nematoda; Chromadorea; Rhabditida; Metastrongylidae
Source: the annotation of a GenBank genome assembly